This is a messenger RNA of Lucilia cuprina (Australian sheep blowfly), 2472 nucleotides long. RefSeq lists its product as uncharacterized. The transcript is spliced from 2 exons. NCBI's taxonomy places the organism in Eukaryota, Metazoa, Arthropoda, Insecta, Diptera, Calliphoridae. The coding region runs from base 1 to 2472 and encodes 823 amino acids. The record is from RefSeq and is a predicted model, not a curated record.
AUGAAUCGUUUUAAUGAAGCUAAAAGGUUGCAGUUGUGUUUGAAUUGUUUAAGAAAGGGGCACAUGAUGAAAACAUGCAAAUUUGGCCACUGUCGUUAUUGUACUUCCAAGCAUCAUUCAUUGUUACAUAUUAAUAAUACUCUUAAUGCAUCUAAUGCAGAAUAUUCGAUCGAAAGCCAGUCAUCAGCAGUAGAAGCGCAGUCUUCACUUGUGUCGUCUUCAUUUAACACCCCGCCUGGAUCUCCAGCAGACGUGUUGUUAGCUACGGCUGUUGUGUUAGUAAAAAAUAGGUCUGGUUCACUCGUACCUUGCCGUGCCAUCCUCGACUCAGCCUCUCAGCUUAAUUUUGUUACAAAUCGUCUUGCAAAUCAACUACAUCUUCAAACAAGUAAAUCUUUGGUAACCAUUUCUGGUAUAGGAGAUGGUACAUUCGUUGCUGAAAAAUCUGUCGAUAUUUUUGUAAAGUCUCAAAAUGAGAAUUUCUCAACAUCGUUUUCUGCCAUAGUAGUGCCCACUAUAACAGAUUAUAAGCCAAAUGUCAACAUCAGCAACUGGAAUAUUCCCCAAAAUAUACAGCUGGCUGACCCUCUUUUUUAUAAACACAACCGAGUAGAUAUUUUGAUUGGUGCUGGCCUAUUUUUUGAUUUGAUAUGUGUUGGCCAAAUUCAUUUUAAUAAAAUUUUACCCAUUUUGCAAAAAACACUAUUUGGAUGGGUGGUAUCUGGUGGCCAUUCCACUACAUUUAAAUCAUCGUUGGCUGUGGUACAUAAAAACGACGAGAUUGAAAGAAAUAAUAUUGAUGAUCUCAUUAAAGGCUUUUGGGAAAUAGAGAACAAUUUUAAUGAAGCUAGUAUGCACGAAAGUGAUGAUGAUUUUUGCGAGAGCUUUUUUAAACAAACAACAAUUCGGCUUAACACUGGUGAAUAUUCUGUAAGCUUACCAAAAACAAAACCCUGUAAUUUGCUUGGUGAUUCAUAUGAGAGGGCUUUACAACGUUUUAAAGGUUUAGAAAGGAAGCUUAAUAAAUAUCCAGAAACAAAAAAACAAUAUGUAUCUUUUAUGAAAGAGUACGCCGAGUUACAACAUAUGUCUGAAAUCUAUUCACCCCCUGACGUAAAUACGUACUAUAUGCCUCAUCACUGUGUACAAAAGGAAGACAGCACAACAACAAAACUGAGGGUAGUCUUCGAUGGAUCAGCCAAAACGUCAUCUGGUUUUUCGUUAAACGAUAUUCUUUAUUCUGGGCCUACAAUACAACCAAAACUUUUUAACACUCUUCUACGUUUUCGAUUCUUUAAGGUUGCUCUUAGUGGUGAUAUUUGCAAGAUGUACCGAUGUGUAAAGGUAUCCCAUCCAGAUGAUUAUCUGCAAUGUGUUAUUUGGAGAGAUGAUCAAGAAGAAGACAUUAAGGUCUAUAAACUUAACACAGUCACAUACGGCACAAAACCUGCUGCGUUUUUAGCAAUUCGUGCUAUGCACCAACUGUCAAUCGAAGAAGAAAAUAACUUUCCUUUGGGUGCAAAAAUAGUCAAACGCGAUUUUUAUGUCGAUGACCUAAUCUCUGGAGGCGAUUCGAUAGAUGAAGUAAUUGAAGUUCGACAACAAGUCUCAGCCUUGCUCCAAAAGGGAAAAUUUGCGAUUAGAAAAUGGUGUUCCAAUGAGCCUACUGUUUUACACGGUGUUUCGUCUGCUGAUUGCGAGCAAUUUUUAAAGUUCCAUGAUGGAACUGAUAUAACUAAGACUUUAGGUCUAGUAUGGAAUCCAAAAACUGACAAUUUUAUUUUUUCGCUCUCACGUGUAUCGAAUGGAGCCAUUGCUACCAAACGCACAAUACUAUCAAUUAUCGCCCGGCUUUAUGAUCCCUUGGGACUGAUUGGUCCCAUUAUUACAAGGGCAAAGGUAUUUAUGCAGAUUUUGUGGAAACAUAAUUUACACUGGGACGAAAGCUUACCACAAUCGCUUCAUUCAGCAUGGAUGGAUUUUUAUUCGAACUUUUCUUUUGUACACAAUUUUGAGUUCCCACGCUUUGUUUUAAUACCAAAUGCUCUAGUGCAAAUUCAUGCAUUUUGUGAUGCAAGUUUGUCGGCGUAUGGCGCUUGUGUUUAUGUACGAUCUGAACUUAAUGGAGAUGUUAAAACUAACCUGUUGUGCUCUAAAUCCCGUGUUUCACCUCUAAAAACCAACACGGUGCCAAAAUUGGAAUUAUCCGCAGCCUUACUAUUAGCUGAACUUUUAAAUGUCGUUAUUAAUUCGUUUUUAAGAAAAUUUGAGGUUCAUUGCUGGUCGGACUCAAUGGUGGUACUGUCCUGGUUACGUGAAGAAUCGUCUAAUUUCAACAUUUUUGUAUCUAAUAGAGCCUCACAUUUGGAAGUUGUUGCUGAGUUGUCUACACAAUCGUUUUUGGGCGGCUUUAAAACGAUUUAUUUCUAUCAGAGGCAAACCGCAUACAAUUUGGUCGGACAACGCCACUAA